Messenger RNA from Closterium sp. NIES-65, 16620 nucleotides. Lineage: Eukaryota; Viridiplantae; Streptophyta; Zygnematophyceae; Desmidiales; Closteriaceae. The record is from the annotation of a GenBank genome assembly.
AUGGGCGCCUCCUCCUCACAGCCCCCAGAGCAUGGGCGCCUCCUCCUCAAAGCCCCCCAGAGCAUGGGCACCUCCUCCUCACAGCCUCCAGAGCAGCGGCACCUCCUCCUCACAGGCCCUCAGAGCAGCGGCACCUCCUCCUCACUGCCCCCCAGAGCAUGGGCGCCUCCUCCUCACAGCCUCCCAGAGCAUGGGCGCCUCCUCCUCAAAGCCCCCCAGAGCAUGGGCACCUCCUCCUCACAGCCUCCAGAGCAGCGGCACCUCCUCCUCACAGGCCCUCAGAGCAGCGGCGCCUCCUCCUCACAGCCCCCCAGAGCAGCGGCGCCUCCUCCUCACAGCCUCCCAGAGCAUGGGCGCCUCCUCCUCACAGCCCCCCAGAGCAGCGGCGCCUCCUCCUCACAGCCCCCCCAGAGCAUGGGCGCCUCCUCCUCACAGCCCCCCAGAGCAUGGGCGCCUUCUCCUCACAGCCCCCCAGAGCAUGGGCGCCUCCUCCUCACAGCCCCCCAGAGCAGCGGCGCCUCCUCCUCACAGCCCCCCAGAGCAGCGGCGCCUCCUCCUCACAGGCCCCCAGAGCAUGGGCGCGUCCUCCUCACAGCCCCCCAGAGCAGCAGCGCCUCCUCCUCACAGCACCCCAGAGCAGCGGCGCCUCCUCCUCACAGCCCCCCAGAGCAGCGGCGCCUCCUCCUCACAGGCCCCCAGAGCAGCGGCGCCUCCUCCUCACAGGCCCCCAGAGCAUGGGCGCCUCCUCCUCACAGCCCCCCAGAGCAUGGGCGCCUCCUCCUCACAGCCCCCCAGAGCAUGGGCGCCUCCUCCUCACAGCCCCCCAUAGCAUGGGCGCCUCCUCCUCCUCACAGCCCCCCAGAGCAUGGGCGCCUCCUCCUCACAGCCCCCCAGAGCAGCGGCGCCUCCUCCUCACAGCCCCCCAGAGCAGCGGCGCCUCCUCCUCACAGCCCCCCAGAGCAGCGGCGCCUCCUCCUCACAGCCUCCCAGAGCAUGGGCGCCUCCUCCUCACAGCCCCCCAGAGCAGCGGCGCCUCCUCCUCACAGCCCCCCAGAGCAUGGGCGCCUCCUCCUCCUCACAGCCCCCCAGAGCAUGGGCGCCUCCUCCUCCUCACAGGCCCCCAGAGCAUGGGCGCCUCCUCCUCACAGCCCCCCAGAGCAGCGGUGCCUCCUCCUCACAGCACCCCAGAAGCAUGGGCGCCUCCUCCUCACAGCCCCCCAGAGCAGCGGCGCCUCCUUCUCACAGUCCCCCAGAGCAUGGGCGCCUCCUCCUCACAACCCCCCAGAGCAGCGGCGCCUCCUCCUCACAGCUCCCCAGAGCAGUGGCGCCUCCUUCUUACAGCCCCCCCAAAGCAUGGGCGCCUCCUCCUCACAGCCCCCAGAGCAGCGGCGCCUCCUCCUCACAGCCCCCCAGAGCAUGGGCGCCUCCUCCUCACAGCCCCCCAGAGCAGCGGCGCCUCCUCCUCACAGCCCCCCAGAGCAGCGGCGCCUCCUCCUCACAGCCCCCCAGAGCAGCGGCGCCUCCUCCUCACUGCCCCCCAAAGCAUGGGCGCCUCCUCCUCACAGCCCCCCAGAGCAUGGGCGCCUCCUCCUCACAGCCCCCCAGAGCAUGGGCGCCUCCUCCUCACAGCCUCCCAGAGCAGCGGCGCCUCCUCCUCACAGCCCCCCAGAGCAUGGGCGCCUCCUCCUCACAGCCCCCAGAGCAGCGGCGCCUCCUCCUCACAGCCCCCCAGAGCAGCGGCGCCUCCUCCUCACAGCCCCCCAGAGCAGCGGCGCCUCCUCCUCACAGCCCCCCAGAGCAGCGGUGCCUCCUCCUCACAGCCCCCAGAGAAGCAGCGCCUCCUCCUCACAGCCCCCCGAGAGCAGCGGCGCCUCCUCCUCACAGCCCCCCAGAGCAUGGGCGCCUCCUCCUCACAGCCCCCCCAGAGCAUGGGCGCCUCCUCCUCACAGCCCCCCAGAGCAGCAGCGCCUCCUCCUCACAGUCCCCCAGAGCAUCGGCGCCUCCUCCUCACAGGCCCCCAGAGCAGCGGCGCCUCCUCCUCACAGUCCCCAGAGCAGCGGCGCCUCCUCCUCACAGCCCCCAAGAGCAGCGGCACCUCCUCCUCACAGCCCCCCAGAGCAGCGGCGCCUCCUCCUCACAGCCCCCAAGAGCAGCGGCACCUCCUCCUCACAGCACCCCAGAGCAUGGGCGCCUCCUCCUCACAGCCCCCAAGAGCAGCGGCGCCUCCUCCUCACAGUCCCCCAAAGCAUGGGCGCCUCCUCCUCACAGCCCCCCAGAGCAGCGGCGCCUCCUCCUCACAGCCCCCCAGAGCAGCGGCGCCUCCUCCUCACAGCACCCCAGAGCAUGGGCGCCUCCUCCUCACAGCUUCCCCAGAGCAUGGGCGCCACCUCCUCACAGCCCCCCAGACCAUGGGCGCCACCUCCUCACAGUCCCCCAGAGCAGCAGCGCCUCCUCCUCACAGUCCCCCAGAGCAUGGGCGCCUCCUCCUCACAGCCCCCCAGAGCAUGGGCGCCACCUCCUCACAGCCCCCCAGAGCAGCAGCGCCUCCUCCUCACAGUCCCCCAGAGCAGCGGCGCCUCCUCCUCACAGGCCCCCAGAGCAGCGGCGCCUCCUCCUCACAGCCCCCAAGAGCAGCGGCACCUCCUCCUCACAGCCCCCCUGAGCAUGGGCGCCUCCUCCUCACAGCCCCCCAGAGCAGCGGCGCCUCCUCCUCACACCCCCCCAGAGCAGCGGCGCCUCCUCUUCACAGCCCCCCAGAGCAGCGGCGACUCCUCCUCACAGCCCCCCAAAGCAUGGUCGCCUCCUCCUCACAGCCCCCCAGAGCAUGGGCGCCUCCUCCUCACAGCCCCCCAGAGCAUGGGCGCCUCCUCCUCACAGCCCCCCAGAGCAGCGGCGCCUCCUCCUCACAGCCCCCCAGAGCAGCGGCGCCUCCUCCUCACAGCACCCCAGAGCAUGGGCGCCUCCUCCUCACAGCCCCCCAGAGCAGCAGCGCCUCCUCCUCACAGCCCCCCCAGAGCAUGGGCGCCACCUCAUCACAGCCCCCCAGAGCAGCGGUGCCUCUCCCUCACAGCCCCCCAGAGCAGCGGCGCCUCCUCCUCACAGCCCCCCAGAGCAGCGGCGCCUCCUCCUCACAGCCCCCCAGAGCAUGGGCGCCUCCUCCUCACAGCCCCACAGAGCAGCAGCGCCUCCUCCUCACAGUCCCUCAGAGCAGAGGCGCCUCCUCCUCACAGACCCCCAGAGCAUGGGCGCCUCCUCCUCACAGCCCCCCAGAGUAUGGGCGCCUCCUCCUCACAGGCCCACAGAGCAGCAGCGCCUCCUCCUCACAGUCCCUCAGAGCAGAGGCGCCUCCUCCUCACAGACCCCCAGAGCAUGGGCGCCUCCUCCUCACAGCCCCCCAGAGCAUGGGCGCCACCUCCUCACAGCCCCCCAGAGCAGCAGCGCCUCCUCCUCACAGUCCCCCAGAGCAGCGGCGCCUCCUCCUCACAGGCCCCCAGAGCAGCGGCGCCUCCUCCUCACAGCCCCCAAGAGCAGCGGCACCUCCUCCUCACAGCCCCCCUGAGCAUGGGCGCCUCCUCCUCACAGCCCCCCAGAGCAGCGGCGCCUCCUCCUCACACCCCCCCAGAGCAGCGGCGCCUCCUCUUCACAGCCCCCCAGAGCAGCGGCGACUCCUCCUCACAGCCCCCCAAAGCAUGGUCGCCUCCUCCUCACAGCCCCCCAGAGCAUGGGCGCCUCCUCCUCACAGCCCCCCAGAGCAUGGGCGCCUCCUCCUCACAGCCCCCCAGAGCAGCGGCGCCUCCUCCUCACAGCCCCCCAGAGCAGCGGCGCCUCCUCCUCACAGCACCCCAGAGCAUGGGCGCCUCCUCCUCACAGCCCCCCAGAGCAGCAGCGCCUCCUCCUCACAGCCCCCCCAGAGCAUGGGCGCCACCUCAUCACAGCCCCCCAGAGCAGCGGUGCCUCUCCCUCACAGCCCCCCAGAGCAGCGGCGCCUCCUCCUCACAGCCCCCCAGAGCAGCGGCGCCUCCUCCUCACAGCCCCCCAGAGCAUGGGCGCCUCCUCCUCACAGCCCCCCAGAGCAGCGGCGCCUCCUCCUCACAGCCCCCCAGAGCAGCGGCGCCUCCUCCUCACAGCCCCCCAGAGCAUGGGCGCCUCCUCCUCACAGCCCCACAGAGCAGCAGCGCCUCCUCCUCACAGUCCCUCAGAGCAGAGGCGCCUCCUCCUCACAGACCCCCAGAGCAUGGGCGCCUCCUCCUCACAGCCCCCCAGAGCAUGGGCGCCUCCUCCUCACAGCCCCCCCAGAGCAUGGGCGCCUCCUCCUCCUCACAGCACCCCAGAGCAGCAGCGCCUCCUCCUCACAGUCCCCCAGAGCAUGGGCGCCUACUCCUCACAGCCCCCCAGAGCAGCGGCUCCUCCUCCUCACAGCCCCCAGAGCAGCGGCGCCUCCUCCUCACAGCCCCCCAGAGCAGCGGCGCCUCCUCCUCACUGCCCCCCAUAGCAUGGGCGCCUCCUCCUCACAGCCCCCCAGAGCAUGGGCGCCUCCUCCUCACAGCCCCCCAGAGCAGCGGCACCUCCUCCUCACUGCCCCCCAGAGCAUGGGCGCCUCCUCCUCACAGCCUCCCAGAGCAUGGGCGCCUCCUCCUCACAGCCCCCCAGAGCAUGGGCACCUCCUCCUCACAGCCUCCAGAGCAGCGGCACCUCCUCCUCACAGGCCCUCAGAGCAAGGGCGCCUCCUCCUCACAGCCCCCAGAGCAUGGGCGCCUCCUCCUUACAGCCCCCCAGAGCAUGGGCGCCUCCUCCUCACUGCCCCCCAGAUCAUGGGCGCCUCCUCCUCACAGCCCCCCAGAGCAGCGGAGCCUCCUCCUCACAGCCCCCCAGAGCAUAGGCGCCUCCUCCUCACAGCCCCCAGAGCAGCGGCGCCUCCUCCUCACAGCACCCCAGACCAUGGGCGCCUCCUCCUCACAGCUCCCCAGAGCAUGGAGGUCUCCUCCUCACAGCCCCCCAGAGCAGCGGCGCCUCCUCCUCACAGCCCCCCAGAGCAUGGGCGCCUCCUCCUCACAGCCCCCCAGAGCAGCGGCGCCUCCUCCUCACAGCCCCCCAGAGCAGCGGCGCCUCCUCCUCACAGCCCCCCAGAGCAGCGGCGCCUCCUCCUCACAGCCUCCCAGAGCAUGGGCGCCUCCUCCUCACAGCCCCCCAGAGCAGCGGCGCCUCCUCCUCACAGCCCCCCCAGAGCAUGGGCGCCUCCUCCUCACAGCCCCCCAGAGCAUGGGCGCCUUCUCCUCACAGCCCCCCAGAGCAUGGGCGCCUCCUCCUCACAGCCCCCCAGAGCAGCGGCGCCUCCUCCUCACAGCCCCCCAGAGCAGCGGCGCCUCCUCCUCACAGGCCCCCAGAGCAUGGGCGCAGCAGCGGCGCCUCCUCCUCACAGCCCCCCAGAGCAGCGGCGCCUCCUCCUCACAGCCCCCCAGAGCAGCGGCGCCUCCUCCUCACAGCCCCCCAGAGCAUAGGCGCCUCCUCCUCACAGCCCACCAGAGCAGCGGCGCCUCCUCCUCACUGCCCCCCAGAGCAUGGGCGCCUCCUCCUCACAGCCCUCAGAGCAGCGGCACCUCCUCCUCACAGGCCCCCAGAGCAUGGGCGCCUCCUCCUCACAGCCCCCCAGAGCAGCGGCGCCUCUCCCUCACAGCCCCCCAGAGCAGCAGCGCCUCCUCCUCACAGUCCUCCAGAGCAUGGGCGCCUCGUCCUCACAGCCCCCCAGAGCAGCGGCGCCUCCUCCUCACAGCCCCCCAGAGCAGCGGCGCCUCCUCCUCACAGCCCCCCAGAGCAUGGGCGCCUCCUCCUCACAGCCCCCCAGAGCAUGGGCGCCUCCUCCUCACAGCCCCCCAGAGCAUGGGCGCCUCCUCCUCCUCACAGGCCCCCAGAGCAUGGGCGCCUCCUCCUCACAGCCCCCCAGAGCAGCGGUGCCUCCUCCUCACAGCACCCCAGAGUAGCGACGCCUCCUCCUCACAGCACCCCAGAGCAGCGGCGCCUCCUCCUCACAGCCCCCCAGAGCAGCGGCGCCUCCUCCUCACAGCCCCCCAGAGCAGCGGCGCCUCCUCCUCACAGCCCCCCAGAGCAGCGGCGCCUCCUUCUCACAGUCCCCCAGAGCAUGGGCGCCUCCUCCUCACAACCCCCCAGAGCAGCGGCGCCUCCUCCUCACAGCUCCCCAGAGCAGUGGCGCCUCCUUCUUACAGCCCCCCCAAAGCAUGGGCGCCUCCUCCUCACAGCCCCCCAGAGCAGCAGCGCCUCCUCCUCACAGCACCCCAGAGCAGCGGCGCCUCCUCCUCACAGCCUCCCAGAGCAUGGGCGCCUCCUCCUCACAGCCCCCCAGAGCAGCGGCGCCUCCUCCUCACAGCCCCCCAGAGCAGCGGCGCCUCCUCCUCACUGCCCCCCAAAGCAUGGGCGCCUCCUCCUCACAGCCCCCCAGAGCAUGGGCGCCUCCUCCUCACAGCCCCCCCAGAGCAUGGGCGCCUCCUCCUCACAGCCCCCCCAGAGCAUGGGCGCUUCCUCCUCCUCACAGCCCCCCAGAGCAUGGGCGCCUCCUCCUCACAGCCCCCCAGAGCAUGGGCGCCUCCUCCUCACAGCCCCCCAGAGCAGCGGCGCCUCCUCCUCACAGCCCCCCAGAGCAGCGGCGCCUCCUCCUCACAGCCCCCCAGAGCAUGGGCGCCUCCUCCUCACACCCCCCCAGACCAUAGGCGCGUCCUCCUCACAGCCCCCAGAGCAACGGCGCCUCCUCCUCACAGCACCCCAGAGCAUGGGCGCCUCCUCCUCACAGCUCCCCAGAGCAUGGGCGCCUCCUUCUCACAGCCCCCCAGAGCAGUGGCGCCUCCUCCUCACAGCCCCCCCAGAGCAUGGGCGCCUCCUCCUCACAGCCCCCCAGAGCAGCAGCGCCUCCUCCUCACAGUCCCCCAGAGCAGCGGCGCCUCCUCCUUACAGUCCCCCAGAGCAGCGGCGCCUCCUCCUCACAGGCCCCCAGAGCAGCGGCGCCUCCUCCUCACAGUCCCCAGAGCAGCGGCGCCUCCUCCUCACAGCCCCCUAGAGCAGCGGCACCUCCUCCUCACAGCCCCCCAGAGCAUGGGCGCCUCCUCCUCACAGCCCCCCAGAGCAUGGGCGCCUCCUCCUCACAGCCCCCCCAGAGCAGCGGCGCCUCCUCCUCACAGCACCCCAGAGCAGCGGCGCCUCCUCCUCACAGCCCCCCAGAGCAGCGGCGCCUCCUCCUCACAGCCCCCCAGAGUAGGGGCGCCACCUCCUCACAGCCCCCAGAGCAGCGGCGCCUCCUCCUCACAGCCCCCCAGAGCAUGGGCGCCUCCUCCUCACAGCCCCCUAGAGCAGCGGCGCCUCCUCACAGCACCCCAGAGCAGCGGCGCCUCCUCCUCACAGCCCCCCAGAGUAUGGGCGCCUCCUCCUCACAGCCCCCCAGAGCAUGGGCGCCUCCUCCUCACAGCCCCCCAGAGCAUGGGCGCCUCCUCCUCACAGCCCCCCAGAGCAUGGGCGCCUCCUCCUCACAGCCCCCCAGAGCAGCGGCGCCUCCUCCUCACAGCCCCCAGAGCAGCGGCGCCUCCUCCUCACAGUCCCCCAGAGCAUGGGCGCCUCCUCCUCACAACCCCCCAGAGCAGCGGCGCCUCCUCCUCACAGCUCCCCAGAGCAGCGGCGCCUCCUCCUCACAGCCUCCCAGAGCAUGGGCGCCUCCUCCUCACAGCCCCCAGAGCAGCGGCACCUCCUCCUCAAAGGCCCCCAGAGCAGCGGCGCCUCCUCCUCACAGUCCCCAGAGCAGAGGCGCCUCCUCCUCACAGCCCCCCAGAGCAGCGGCGCCUCCUCCUCACAGCCCCCCAUUGCAGCGGCGCCUCCUCCUCACAGCCCCCCAGAGCAUGGGCGCCUCCUCCUCACAGCCUCCCAGAGCAUGGGCGCCUCCUCCUCACAGCACCCCAGAUCAGCAGCGCCUCCUCCUCACAGCCUCCCAGAGCAUGGGCGCCUCCUCCUCAUAGCCCCCAGAGCAGCGGCGCCUCCUCCUCACAGCCCCCAGAGCAGCAGCGCCUCCUCCUCACAGCCCCCAAGAGCAGCGGCGCCUCCUCCUCACUGCCCCCCAGAGCAUGGGCGCCUCCUCCUCACAACCCCCCAGAGCAUGGGCGCCUCCUCCUCACAGCCCCCCAGAGCAUGGGCGCCUCCUCCUCACAGCCUCCCAGAGCAGCGGCGCCUCCUCCUCACAGCCCCCAGAGCAGCGGCGCCUCCUCCUCACAGCCCCCCAGAGCAGCGGCGCCUCCUCCUCACAGUCCCCCAGAGCAUGGGCGCCUCCUCCUCACAGCUCCCCAGAGCAUGGGCGACUCCUCCUCACAGCUCCCCAGAGCAUGGGCGCCUCCUCCUCACAGCCCCCCCAGAGCAUGGCCGCCUCCUCCUCACAGCCCCCCAGAGCAGCGGCGCCUCCUCCUCACAGCCCCGCAAAGCAGCGGCGCCUCCUCCUCACAGCCCCCCAAAGCAGCGGGGCCUCCUCCUCACAGCCCCCCAGAGCAUGGGCGCCUCCUCCUCACAGCCCCCCAGAGCAUGGGCGCCUCCUCCUCACAGCCCCCCAGAGCAUGGGCGCCUCCUCCUCACAGCCCCCCAGAGCAGCGGCGCCUCCUCCUCACAGCCCCCCAGAGCAGCGGCGCCUCCUCCUCACAGCCCCCCAGAGCAGCGGCGCCUCCUCCUCACAGCCCCCCAGAGCAUGGGCGCCUCCUCCUCACACCCCCCCAGACCAUAGGCGCGUCCUCCUCACAGCCCCCAGAGCAACGGCGCCUCCUUCUCACAGCACCCCAGAGCAUGGGCGCCUCCUCCUCACAGCUCCCCAGAGCAUGGGCGCCUCCUUCUCACAGCCCCCCAGAGCAAGCAUGGGCGCCUCCUCCUCACAGCCCCCAGAGCAGCGACGCCUCCUCCUCACAGCCCCCCAGAGCAGCGGCGCCUCUCUCUCACAGCCCCCCAGAGCAGCGGCGCCUCCUCCUCACAGCCCCCCAGAGCAUGGGCGCCUCCUCCUCACAGCCCCCCAGAGCAUGGGCGCCACCUCCUCACAGCCCCCCAGAGCAGCAGCGCCUCCUCCUCACAGUCCCCCAGAGCAGCGGCGCCUCCUCCUUACAGUCCCCCAGAGCAGCGGCGCCUCCUCCUCACAGGCCCCCAGAGCAGCGGCGCCUCCUCCUCACAGUCCCCAGAGCAGCGGCGCCUCCUCCUCACAGCCCCCCAGAGCAGCGGCACCUCCUCCUCACAGCCCCCCAGAGCAUGGGCGCCUCCUCCUCACAGCCCCCCAGAGCAUGGGCGCCUCCUCCUCACAGCCCCCCCAGAGCAGCGGCGCCUCCUCCUCACAGCACCCCAGAGCAGCGGCGCCUCCUCCUCACAGCCCCCCAGAGCAGCGGCGCCUCCUCCUCACAGCCCCCCAGAGUAGGGGCGCCACCUCCUCACAGCCCCCAGAGCAGCUGCGCCUCCUCCUCACAGCCCCCCAGAGCAUGGGCGCCUCCUCCUCACAGCCCCCCAGAGUAUGGGCGCCUCCUCCUCACAGCCCCCCAGAGCAUGGGCGCCUCCUCCUCACAGCCCCCCAGAGCAUGGGCGCCUCCUCCUCACAGCCCCCCAGAGCAGCGGCGCCUCCUCCUCACAGCCCCCAGAGCAGCGGCGCCUCCUCCUCACAGUCCCCCAGAGCAUGGGCGCCUCCUCCUCACAACCCCCCAGAGCAGCGGCGCCUCCUCCUCACAGCUCCCCAGAGCAGUGGCGCCUCCUCCUUACAGCCCCCCCAGAGCAUGGGCGCCUCCUCCUCACAGCCCCCCAGAGCAGCAGCGCCUCCUCCUCACAGCACCCCAGAGCAGCGGCGCCUCCUCCUCACAGCCUCCCAGAGCAUGGGCGCCUCCUCCUCACAGCCCCCAGAGCAGCGGCACCUCCUCCUCAAAGGCCCCCAGAGCAGCGGCGCCUCCUCCUCACAGUCCCCAGAGCAGAGGCGCCUCCUCCUCACAGCCCCCCAGAGCAGCGGCGCCUCCUCCUCACAGCCCCCCAUUGCAGCGGCGCCUCCUCCUCACAGCCCCCAAGAGCAGCGGCGCCUCCUCGUCACUGCCCCCCAAAGCAUGGGCGCCUCCUCCUCACAGCCUCCCAGAGCAUGGGCGCCUCCUCCUCACAGCCCCCCCAGAGCAUGGGCGCCUCCUCCUCACAGCACCCCAGAUCAGCAGCGCCUCCUCCUCACAGCCUCCCAGAGCAUGGGUGCCUCCUCCUCAUAGCCCCCAGAGCAGCGGCGCCUCCUCCUCACAGCCCCCAGAGCAGCAGCGCCUCCUCCUCACAGCCCCCAAGAGCAGCGGCGCCUCCUCCUCACUGCCCCCCAGAGCAUGGGCGCCUCCUCCUCACAGCCCCCCAGAGCAUGGGCGCCUCCUCCUCACAGCCUCCCAGAGCAGCGGCGCCUCCUCCUCACAGCCCCCAGAGCAGCGGCGCCUCCUCCUCACAGCCCCCCAGAGCAGCAGCGCCUCCUCCUCACAGCCCCCCAGAGCAACGGCGCCUCCUCCUCACAGCACCCCAGAGCAGCGGCGCCUCCUCCUCACAGCCCCCCAGAGCAUGGGCGCCUCCUCCUCACUGCCCCAAAGAGCAUGGGCGCCUCCUCCUCAGAGCCCCCCAGAGCAGCGGCGCCUCCUCCUCACAGCCCCCCAGAGCAUAGGCGCCUCCUCCUCACAGCCCCCAGAGCAGCGGCGCCUCCUCCUCACAGCACCCCAGAGCAUGGGCGCCUCCUCCUCACAGCCCCCCAGAGCAUGGGCGCCACCUCCUCACAGCCCCCCAGAGCAGCAGCGCCUCCUCCUCACAGUCCCCCAGAGCAGCGGCGCCUCCUCCUUACAGUCCCCCAGAGCAGCGGCGCCUCCUCCUCACAGGCCCCCAGAGCAGCGGCGCCUCCUCCUCACAGUCCCCAGAGCAGCGGCGCCUCCUCCUCACAGCCCCCCAGAGCAGCGGCACCUCCUCCUCACAGCCCCCCAGAGCAUGGGCGCCUCCUCCUCACAGCCCCCCAGAGCAUGGGCGCCUCCUCCUCACAGCCCCCCCAGAGCAGCGGCGCCUCCUCCUCACAGCACCCCAGAGCAGCGGCGCCUCCUCCUCACAGCCCCCCAGAGCAGCGGCGCCUCCUCCUCACAGCCCCCCAGAGUAGGGGCGCCACCUCCUCACAGCCCCCAGAGCAGCGGCGCCUCCUCCUCACAGCCCCCCAGAGCAUGGGCGCCUCCUCCUCACAGCCCCCUAGAGCAGCGGCGCCUCCUCCUCACAGCCCCCCAGAGUAUGGGCGCCUCCUCCUCACAGCCCCCCAGAGCAUGGGCGCCUCCUCCUCACAGCCCCCCAGAGCAUGGGCGCCUCCUCCUCACAGCCCCCCAGAGCAUGGGCGCCUCCUCCUCACAGCCCCCCAGAGCAGCGGCGCCUCCUCCUCACAGCCCCCAAAGCAGCGGCGCCUCCUCCUCACAGUCCCCCAGAGCAUGGGCGCCUCCUCCUCACAACCCCCCAGAGCAGCGGCGCCUCCUCCUCACAGCUCCCCAGAGCAGUGGCGCCUCCUCCUUACAGCCCCCCCAGAGCAUGGGCGCCUCCUCCUCACAGCCCCCCAGAGCAGCAGCGCCUCCUCCUCACAGCACCCCAGAGCAGCGGCGCCUCCUCCUCACAGCCUCCCAGAGCAUGGGCGCCUCCUCCUCACAGCCCCCAGAGCAGCGGCACCUCCUCCUCAAAGGCCCCCAGAGCAGCGGCGCCUCCUCCUCACAGUCCCCAGAGCAGAGGCGCCUCCUCCUCACAGCCCCCCAGAGCAGCGGCGCCUCCUCCUCACAGCCCCCCAUUGCAGCGGCGCCUCCUCCUCACAGCCCCCCAGAGCAGCGGCGCCUCCUCGUCACUGCCCCCCAAAGCAUGGGCGCCUCCUCCUCACAGCCCCCCAGAGCAUGGGCGCCUCCUCCUCACAGCCCCCCAGAGCAUGGGCGCCUCCUCCUCACAGCACCCCAGAUCAGCAGCGCCUCCUCCUCACAGCCUCCCAGAGCAUGGGUGCCUCCUCCUCAUAGCCCCCAGAGCAGCGGCGCCUCCUCCUCACAGCCCCCAGAGCAGCAGCGCCUCCUCCUCACAGCCCCCAAGAGCAGCGGCGCCUCCUCCUCACUGCCCCCCAGAGCAUGGGCGCCUCCUCCUCACAGUCCCCCAGAGCAUGGGCGCCUCCUCCUCACAGCCCCCCAGAGCAUGGGCGCCUCCUCCUCACAGCCUCCCAGAGCAGCGGCGCCUCCUCCUCACAGCCCCCCAGAGCAGCGGCGCCUCCUCCUCACAGCCCCGCAGAGCAACGGCGCCUCCUCCUCACUGCCCCCCAGAGCAUGGGCGCCUCCUCCUCACAGCCCCCCAGAGCAUGGGCGCCUCCUCCUCACUGCCCCAAAGAGCAUGGGCGCCUCCUCCUCAGAGCCCCCCAGAGCAGCGGCGCCUCCUCCUCACAGCCCCCCAGAGCAUAGGCGCCUCCUCCUCACAGCCCCCAGAGCAGCGGCGCCUCCUCCUCACAGUCCCCCAGAGCAUGGGCGCCUCCUCCUCACAGCCCCCCAGAGCAUGGGCGCCUCCUCCUCACAGCUCCCCAGAGCAUGGGCGCCUCCUCCUCACAGCCCCCCCAGAGCAUGGGCGCCUCCUCCUCACAGCCCCCCAGAGCAUGGGCGCCUCCUCCUCACAGCCCCCCAAAGCAGCGGCGCCUCCUCCUCACAGCCCCCCAAUGCAGCGGGGCCUCCUCCUCACAGCCCCCCAAAGCAACGGCGCCUCCUCCUCACAGCCCCCCCAGAGCAUGGGCGCCUCCUCCUCACAGCCCCCCAGAGCAUGGGCGCCUCCUCCUCACAGCCCCCCAGAGCAGCGGCGCCUCUCCCUCACAGCCCCCCAGAGCAUGGGCGCCUCCUCCUCACACCCCCCCAGACCAUAGGCGCGUCCUCCUCACAGCCCCCAGAGCAACGGCGCCUCCUCCUCACAGCACCCCAGAGCAUGGGCGCCUCCUCCUCACAGCUCCCCAGAGCAUGGGCGCCUCCUUCUCACAGCCCCCCAGAGCAGUGGCGCCUCCUCCUCACAGCCCCCCCAGAGCAUGGGCGCCUCCUCCUCACAGCUCCCCAGAGCAUGGGCGCCUCCUCCUCACAGCCCCCCAUAGCAGCGGCGCCUCCUCCUCACAGCCCCCCAGAGCAUGGGCGCCUCCUCCUCAAAGCCCCCAGAGCAGCGACGCCUCCUCCUCACAGCCCUACAGAGCAGCGGCGCCACUCUCUCACAGCCCCCCAGAGCAGCGGCGCCUCCUCCUCACAGCCCCCCAGAGCAUGGGCGCCUCCUCCUCACAGCCCCCCAGAGCAUGGGCGCCUCCUCCUCACAGCCCCCCCAGAGCAUGGGCGCCUCCUCCUCACAGCCCCCCAGAGCAGCGGCGACUCCUCCUCACAGCCCCCCAGAGCAGCGGCGCCUCCUCCUCACAGUCCCCCAGAGCAUGGGCGCCUCCUCCUCACAACCCCCCAGAGCAGCGGCGCCUCCUCUUCACAGCUCCCCAGAGCAGUGGCGCCUCCUCCUUACAGCCCCCCCAGAGCAUGGGCGCCUCCUCCUCACAGCCCCCCAGAGCAGCAGCGCCUCCUCCUCACAGCACCCCAGAGCAGCGGCGCCUCCUCCUCACAGCCUCCCAGAGCAUGGGCGCCUCUUCCUCACAGCCCCCAGAGCAGCGGCACCUCCUCCUCAAAGGCCCCCAGAGCAGCGGAGCCUCCUCCUCACAGUCCCCAGAGCAGAGGCGCCUCCUCCUCACAGCCCCCCAGAGCAUGGGCGCCUCCUCCUCACAGCCCCCCAGAGCAGCGGCGCCUCCUCCUCACAGCCCCCCAGAGCAGCGGCGCCUCCUCCUCACAGCCCCCCAGAGCAUGGGCGCCUCCUCCUCACAGCCCCCCCAGAGCAGCGGCGCCUCCUCCUCACAGCCCCCAGAGCAGCGGCGCCUCCUCCUCACAGCCCCCCAGAGCAGCGGCGCCUCCUCCUCACUGCCCCCCAGAGCAUGGGCGCUUCCUCCUCACAGCCCCCCAGAGCAUGGGCGCCUCCUCCUCACAGCCCCCCAGAGCAUGGGCGCCUCCUCCUCACAGCCCCCAGAGCAGCGGCGCCUCCUCACACCCCCCAGAGCAUGGGCGCCUCCUCCUCACAACCCCACAGAGCAGCGGCGCCACCUCCUCACAGCUCCCCAGAGCAGUGGCGCCUCCUCCUCACAGCCCCCCAGAGCAUGGGCGCCUCCUCCUCACAGCCCCCCAGAGCAUGGGCGCCUCCUCCUCACAGCCCCUCAGAGCAGCGGCGCCUCCUCCUCACAGCCCCCCAGAGCAUGGGCGCCUCCUCCUCACAGCCCCCCAGAGCAUGGGCGCCUCCUCCUCACAGCACCCCAGAGCAGUGGCGCCUCUCCCUCACAGCCCCCGAGAGCAGCGGCGCCUCCUCCUCACAGCCCCCCAGAGCAUGGGCGCCUCCUCCUCACAGCUCCCCAGAGCAUGGGCGCCUCCUCCUCACAGCCCCCUCAGAGCAUGGGCGCCUCCUCCUCACAGCCCCCCAGAGCAUGGGCGCCACCUCCUCACAGCCCCCCAGAGCAGCGGUGCCUCCUCCUCACAGUCCCCCAGAGCAGCGGCGCCUCCUCCUCACAGCCCCCCAGAGCAUGGGCGCCUCCUCCUCACAGCCCCCCAGAGCAUGGGCGCCUCCUCCUCACAGGAACCCAGAGCAUGGGCGCCUCCUCCUCACAGCCCCCCAGAGCAGCGGUGCCUCCUCCUCACAGCACCCCAGAGCAGCGGCGCCUCCUCCUCACAGCCCCCCAGAGCAUGGGCGCCUCCUCCUCACAGCCCCCCAGAGCAGCGGCGCCUCUCCCUCACAUCCCCCAAGAGCAGCGGCGCCUCCUCCUCACAGCCCCCCAGAGCAGCGGCGCCUCCUCCUCACAGCCCCCCAGUGCAUGGGCGCCUCCUCCUCAUAGCCCCCCCAGAGCAUGGGCGCCUCCUCCUCACAGCUCCCCAGAGCAUGGGCGCCCCUCCUCACAGCCCCCCAGAGCAGUGGCGCCUCCUCCUCACAGCCCCCCAGAGCAGCGGCGCCUCCUCCUCACAGCCCCCCAGAGCAUGGGCGCCUCCUCCUCACAGCCCCCCCAGAGCAUGGGCGCCUCCUCCUCACUGCUCCCCAGAGCAUGGGCGCCCCUCCUCACAGCCCCCCAGAGCAUGGGCGCCUCCUCCUCACAGCCCCCCAGAGCAUGGGCGCCUCCUCCUCACAGCCCCCCAGAACAGCGGCGCCUCCUCCUCACAGCCCCCCAGAGCAUGGGCGCCUCCUCCUCACAGCCCCCCCAGAGCAUGGGCGCCUCCUCCUCACAGCUCCCCAGAGCAUGGGCGCCCCUCCUCACAGCCCCCCAGAGCAUGGGCACCUCCUCCUCACAGCCCCCCAGAGCAGCGGCGCCUCCUCCUUACAGCCACCCAGAGCAGUGGCGCCUCCUCCUCACAGCCCCCCAGAGCAGCAGCGCCUCCUCCUCACAGUCCUCCAGAGCAGCGGCGCCUCCUCCUCACAGCUCCCCAGAGCAGUGGCGCCUCCUCCUCACAGGCCCCCCAGAGCAUGAGCGCCUCCUCCUUACAGCCCCCCAGAGCAUCGGCGCCUCCUCCUUACAGCCCCCCAGAGCAUGGGCGCCUCCUCCUCACAGCUCCCCAGAGCAUGGGCGCCUCCUCCUCACAGCCCCCCCAGAGCAUGGGCGCCUCCUCCUCACAGCCCCCCAGAGCAUGGGCGCCUCCUCCUCACAGGCCCCCAGAGCAUGGGCGCCUCCUCCUAACAGCCCCCAAGAGCAGCAGCGCCUCCUCCUCACAGCACCCCAGAGCUGCGGCGCCUCCUUCUCACAGCCCCCCAGAGUAUGGGCGCCUCCUCCUCACAGCCCCCCAGAGCAUGGGCGCCUCCUCCUCACAGCCCCCCAGAGCAUGGGCGCCUCCUCCUCACAGCCCCCCAGAGCAGCGGCGCCUCUCCCUCACAGCCCCCCAGAGCAGCGGCGCAUCCUCCUCACAGCCCCCCAGAGCAUGGGCGCCUCCUCCUCACAGCUCCCUAGAGCAUGGGCGCCUCCUCCUCACAACCCACCCAGAGCAUGAGCGCCUCCUCCUCCUCACAGCCCCCCAGAGCAUGGGCGCCUCCUCCUCACAGGCCCCCAGAGCAUGGGCGCCUCCUCCUCUCAGCCCCCCAGAGCAGCAGCGCCUCCUCCUCACAGCACCCCAGAGGAGCGGCGCCUCCUCCUCACAGCCCCCCAGAGCAGCGGCGCCUCCUCCUCACAGCCCCCCAGAGCAGCGGCGCCUCCUCCUCACAUUCCCCCAGAGCAUGGGCGCCUCCUCCUCACAGCCCCCCAAAGCAGCAGCGCCUCCUCCUCACAGUCCCCCAGAGCAUGGGCGCCUCCUCCUCACAGACCCCCCAGAGCAUGCGCGCCUCCUCCUCACAGCCCCCCAGAGCAUGGGCGCCUCCUCCUCACAGCCCCCCAGAGCUUGGGCGCCUCCUCCUCACAGCCCCCUAGAGCAGCGGCGCCUCCUCCUCACAGGUCCCCAGAGCAGCGGCGCCUCCUCCUCACUGGCCCCCAGAGCAGCGGCGCCUCCUCCUCACAGCCCCCCAGAGCAUGGGCGCCUCCUCCUCACAGCCCCCUAG